AAACAUGUUGUACUCCACAUACUACUGCAAGAAUGGCAGCUGCAUCAACUCCAGUUGAGCGAGACCAAGUCGUCAAAACACCACAGUCUGGACCAGUUCCCUUUGACAUAUCUAAGCCUCCCGUCAUUGAAGGAUUUACCCCAUUGCCACGAGCAAAAGAAGAGGGGUUCAAGGAUAAAUUCAUAAGGAAAACAAAGGAAAACCCUUUCGUCCCCAUUGGUUGCUUAGGAACAGCAGGGGCUUUGAUAUAUGGUCUCAGUGCCUUCAGACAAGGAAAAACUCGCCAGUCUCAGUUGCUGAUGCGGGCACGUAUCUUUGCCCAAGGAUUUACUGUUGUCGCCAUCAUAGUUGGUGUUGCCACCACAGCACUGAAGUCUAAGUAAUGAAUGAGGAGGCGGAAGGCAACACAAAAUGACACCAUGCGGUGUUGUACACUCUGAGGAGAGCCUUUUUCAACAGCAGAAAUGUAAUCAUUUGAACUGUGAAUUAUUUGAAUGAUAUGUUUAAAAGGCACAGUGCAAGUUCGAUUGUUUGUUUAAGAUAUAAUUUAAUUCCUUUUAAAAGGAGUAAUAAAGGCUACCUCAAAGGACAGACACUGAAUCCUUAGAGGUCACACACACAAUGUGCUCUUCUAGAGCUUUAAUAAGUUUCAUGGUGUUUUGGAAACACCUGUAGUCAUUUUUUUUUUUAUAAUUUGACUCCACAAACUGAUUUUACCCCUUUGGAGGUUCUGUAGCCUGUUUUUUUUUUUUUCUCUCUUUUGAAUUUCCCUGGUGACUAUGUCUGACCACAGAUACUGAAAUGCAUGUCUAUGCUAUAUAUCAAGCUCAUUGUUGUGUAUACAAUGACUGAGGACUCCCACCUUAAAGAUAUUAAAACAAUAAUUCAA
Messenger RNA from Chanos chanos (milkfish), 889 nucleotides. RefSeq names its product HIG1 hypoxia inducible domain family, member 2A (gene higd2a). Lineage: Eukaryota; Metazoa; Chordata; Actinopteri; Gonorynchiformes; Chanidae. Gene Ontology annotation, biological process: mitochondrial respirasome assembly. The coding region runs from base 33 to 383 and encodes 116 amino acids. The transcript has 2 exons. The record is from RefSeq and is a predicted model, not a curated record. Gene Ontology annotation, cellular component: mitochondrion.